This is a messenger RNA of Chrysochloris asiatica (Cape golden mole), 636 nucleotides long. RefSeq names its product transcription elongation factor A (SII), 1 (gene TCEA1). Gene Ontology annotation, molecular function: nucleic acid binding; zinc ion binding. The record is from RefSeq and is a predicted model, not a curated record. NCBI's taxonomy places the organism in Eukaryota, Metazoa, Chordata, Mammalia, Afrosoricida, Chrysochloridae. Bases 1 to 636 code for a protein of 211 amino acids. The transcript has 9 exons. Gene Ontology annotation, biological process: DNA-templated transcription. Gene Ontology annotation, cellular component: nucleus.
AUGGAGGACGAGGUAGUCCGCAUUGCCAAGAAGAUGGACAAGAUGGUGCAGAAGAAGAACGCGGCUGGAGCAUUGGAUUUGCUGAAGGAGCUUAAGAAUAUUCCCAUGACCCUCGAGUUAUUACAGUCCACAAGAAUUGGAAUGUCAGUUAAUGCUAUUCGCAAGCAGAGUACAGAUGAGGAAGUUACAUCUUUAGCAAAGUCUCUCAUCAAAUCCUGGAAAAAGUUAUUAGGAGUAAAACUAAAUAGCUCCAGUGGCAACGUAAGCAGCAGAAAGGAUGAGACAAAUGUUCGAGACACUUAUGUUUCAUCUUUUCCUCGAGCUCCAAGCACUUCAGAUUCUGUACGGCUAAAGUGUAGAGAGAUGCUUGCUGCUGCUCUUCGAACAGGAGAUGACUACGUUGCUAUUGGAGCUGAUGAGGAAGAGUUAGGAUCUCAGAUUGAGGAAGCUAUAUAUCAAGAAAUAAGGAAUACAGACAUGAAAUACAAAAAUAGAGUACGAAGUAGGAUAUCAAAUCUUAAGGAUGCAAAGAAUCCAAAUUUAAGAAAAGUACAAACCCGUAGUGCUGAUGAACCGAUGACAACAUUUGUUGUCUGUAAUGAAUGUGGAAAUCGAUGGAAGGAAAAUAUCCCUUAA